AUGCAAGUUUCAGUAAAAAAACACUAAAACUCUACUGAGGGCAAAAUCAAGGAGUUUGCUCACAAAGAAAAUACUAAAAAUGAUCCAAUUCAAGAAAAAGAAGAAAUAAGAGUUCCUGAGAGCAUUUUUUUAGGAAUCAUGCAUGUUCUUGCUUUUGCUGGUUUGAUACUACUAUUUACCUAUGAUAAAUAGACAAUAAUUAGAUCUUUGUGCCUUAUGGGUUUUCUCCAUUACUUAAGUUGCUUGGGUAUUGGAUCUGGAGUUCACAGACUUUGGGCUCAUCGUUCUUAUAAAGCAAGUACUCCAUACCGUGUUUUGUUGAUGAUUUUACAAUCACUUGCAUUUUAAGGGAGCAUUUUCCAUUGGUCUAGAGAUCACAGAUUGCACCACAAGUUCUCAGACACUGAUUUAGAUCCUCACUCUAUGAAUAGAGGAUUCUUCUUUGCUCAUAUGGGGUGGCUUUUGGUUAAGAAGAGCAAAGCUUUAGUAGAUGAAGGUUACAAAAUUGAUGUCUAGGAUCUUUUAAAUGACCCUGUUGUUAAAUUCCAAAAGAAAAACUAUUACAAGCUCUCAACAUUAAUUUGUUUUAUUAUUCCAACCAUUUUAAGCUACUUUAUUGUUGGAGGAAGCCUUAUUUUUGGAUUCUUAACUGCUGGUGUUUUUAGAUAUAUUUUCAUGCUCCACGUUACUUGGUGUGUAAAUUCAGUUUGCCACAUGUUUGGAACAAGACCUUACAACCCUGAUAUUUUACCUACUGAAAACUUGUUUGUUUCUAUUUUUGCUUGCGGUGAAGGAUGGCAUAAUUGGCACCAUGAAUACCCUAGAGACUGGAGAGCUUGCGAAAACAAAUGGUAUAAGUGGAAUCCUAAUGGCUGGUUUAUAUAAAUUGCUGAAUUACUUGGCUUUGCAAAUACACAUUUGGAAAAGGCAUAAUGA
This is a messenger RNA of Tetrahymena thermophila SB210, 936 nucleotides long. RefSeq names its product fatty acid desaturase. The record is from RefSeq and is a predicted model, not a curated record. Gene Ontology annotation, cellular component: endoplasmic reticulum membrane. The transcript is spliced from 2 exons. Gene Ontology annotation, molecular function: iron ion binding; stearoyl-CoA 9-desaturase activity. Lineage: Eukaryota; Ciliophora; Oligohymenophorea; Hymenostomatida; Tetrahymenidae. Gene Ontology annotation, biological process: unsaturated fatty acid biosynthetic process.